AUGUUUUGGUUUUUCCAAACGAAGCAGAAGGUCUCCAGCGGAUCCUUUAUGAAAUUAUAUCUAGGUGAUUUUAUUUUUACUAAAAAUGGGAAACCUUAUUAUUAUAUUGCUGAGUUGUAUUUGUUUAGUUUGAAAUUUAUUUUCCCGCUUGUGUAUUUGAAUAUUUGGAAGCUUAUAAGUCCUGUCCUUAUUCGAAAUAGAAGAUAA
Messenger RNA from Blepharisma stoltei, 207 nucleotides. Lineage: Eukaryota; Ciliophora; Heterotrichea; Heterotrichida; Blepharismidae. The record is from the annotation of a GenBank genome assembly.